AUUUGAUUAGAUUAAUUAAGAUUAGAUUAAGGUGUUAGGAUUAGAUUAAGGUGUUUUUACCUAAGAAAAAUGGUAUAAUAAAUAUUACAAUCGAAAAAAAGUGAAAUAGUUAUUUAAUGUAAAGUCUAUAAUGGCAAAUACGGGAGUUUUACCCUUCGUAAGAGGGGUAGAUUUUACCAGAAAUGAUUUUAGUGGUGAUAAAUUUCCUUACGCAGUGAAUUCUAUGACUGGCGUGCAAUGGUUGAAAUUAGAUCGCACAAAUUUAGAACAGAUCCCAAAAGAAAUGGGCAAUCUCCUAAAACUAGAACAUCUUUCAUUAACCAGAAACAAUCUUGAAAAAUUAUAUGGUGAAUUGACUGAACUAAAUUGCUUGCGUACAUUAAAUCUACGGCACAAUAAAAUAAAAUCUUCAGGUAUACCAGUAGAACUUUUCCAUUUAGAUGAGCUCAGCACUUUAGACUUCAGCCACAAUAAUUUGAAAGAAGUUCCUGAAGGUCUAGAUAAAGCUAAAUCUUUAUUGGUUUUAAAUUUAAGCCAUAAUCACAUUGAAUCAAUCCCAAACUCACUCUUUAUAAACCUAACUGACCUGUUAUUUUUGGAUCUAAGUGACAAUAAUCUGGAAACAUUACCACCCCAAACGAGAAGACUUGCAAAUCUACAAACCUUGAUCUUAAAUAACAAUCCACUGGGCCACUUCCAACUAAGACAACUACCUUCAUUGCUGAAUUUGGAAACUCUACAUAUGAGAAACACACAAAGAAAUUUGAAUAACUUUCCAACAAAUUUAGAGAGUCUUAUUAAUCUUACUGAUAUUGAUUUGGCAGAGAAUAAUUUGCCAAAGGUACCUGAUUCCCUUUAUGCGUUACCAAAUCUUAAAAGGUUAAAUUUGAGUGAAAAUGAAAUUACUGAGUUAUCUUCAGCUUUGGAAGUUUGGCAAAAAUUGGAAACCCUUAACCUAUCUUACAAUCAAAUAACAGCUCUUCCUGCAUCUCUCUGUAAACUAGUAGCACUGAGGAGACUUUAUGUAAAUGACAAUCAAUUAGAUUUUGAAGGAAUUCCAUCUGGUAUUGGAAAACUUAGUAACUUGGAGCUCUUUUCAGCAGCGAAUAACAGAAUUGAAAUGAUUCCUGAAGGUCUAUGCAGAUGUGGUUCUUUAAAGAAACUUAAUCUUAGUUCAAAUCGCCUGAUAACUUUACCUGAUGCUGUUCAUCUUCUCACUGACUUAAUAAACUUGGACCUCAGAAACAAUCCAGACCUAAUCAUGCCUCCAAAGCCUGUGGAAGCCACUAGAGGUGCCGGUAUUGAAUUCUAUAACAUUGAUUUUUCUUUGCAAAACCAAUUGAGACUUGCAGGGGCACAUGUGCCAGUUCCAGCACCUGUUCAAAAUCCCAGUAAAGAUCCAAUAGCACGGAAAUUAAGACUGAGAAAAGGACGUAGGGAUCACGAAGAAGCUGACCAAGAUCAAGCAAAAAUUUUGAAGGGUAUGAAAGACAUAGCGAAAGAAAAGGAACAAAAUUUGCUUGAAGAUCCUAAGACUGAAUCAGUAAAGCCAAAACGCUGGGAUGAAUCUUUAGAAAAACCUCCACUGGACUAUUCAGAAUUUUUCGAAGAGGACGCCGGCCAGUUUCCUGGUUUAACAAUAUGGGAAAUAGAAAAUUUUCUUCCGAACAGAAUAGAUGAAGUAGCGUAUGGUAAAUUUUAUGAAGGAGAUUGUUAUAUCGUAUUAAAGACAUUUUUUGACGAAAACCAAUCGCUUUCGUGGCAGAUUUAUUUCUGGAUAGGAGAAAAGGCUUCGCUUGAUAAAAAGGCUUGUUCUGCGAUUCACGCUGUCAACUUAAGAAACUAUUUAAGAGCACAAUGCCGAACGAUUAGAGAAGAACAAGGUGAUGAAUCUGAUGAAUUUCUGGGACUGUUCGAUUCUCCUAUUACAUAUAUCGAAGGCGGUAGAACCUGUAGUGGAUUUUAUACUGUUGAGGAUAUGAACUUUGAAACAAGACUUUAUAGAGUCCACCCAGCAGGCCCUUCUAUCCAUUUGGAGCCAGUUUCUGUCAAUGUCGAUUCUUUGGAUCCUCGGUACGUUUUCAUUUUGGAUACUGGCGUAAAUAUCUUCGUGUGGAACGGAAAAAAGGCUAAAAAUACACUAAAAUCAAAAUCAAGACUCAUGUGCGAGAAGAUCAAUAAGAACGAAAGGAAAAAUAAAGCCGAAAUUUUAACCGAAGCGGCUGGCAGUGAAAGUAAGGACUUCUGGAUUAAUUUGGGUAUUGAAGAUGGUUCGCCACCCGAAGAACCACCUCAGGAACACGUGGACCAGGAUUUCGUAUCAGUUUCCCCACGACUUUAUCAAGUGCAAUUAGGAAUGGGUUAUUUAGAAUUACCUCAAGUGGAACUCCAACAAGGAAAACUAGUCAAUACAGCGUUAAUCAGCAAAAAUGUAUACAUAUUAGACUGUUACUUGGACGUAUUUGUAUGGAUCGGCAAAAAAUCUACACGGCUUGUAAAUGCAGCAGCUGUGAAAUUAUCUGAGGAAUUAUUUAAUAUGAUCGACAGACCUGAGUAUGCUCGGGUAACGAGAGUAAGAGAAGGAACUGAGAGUCAGAUAUUUAAAUCUAAAUUCAUCGGUUGGGAUGAGGUGAUAGCUGUAGAUUUCACACGAACAGCCGAGUCGGUCAAGAAGACCGGUGUCGACCUAAUCAAAUGGGCACAGAAACAAGAGACCAAGGCCGACCUCACCGCUCUGUUCACACCCAGACAACCGUCAAUGCCAUCAGCGGAAGCUCAACAACUUAUGGAAGAAUGGAACGAGGAUUUAGAAGCCAUGGAGGCUUUUGUUUUAGAAGGAAAGAAGUUUAUACGAUUGCCAGAAGAAGAACUAGGGACGUUCUAUUCUCAAGACUGUUACGUGUUCCUUUGCCGUUACUGGGACGAUACUGACGAAAGUAUGCCAGAAGACGAAAUGGACGAUUUCCAAUGGGUUUGUUACUUCUGGCAAGGUAGAGAUGCUUCUAACAUGGGCUGGCUCACCUUCACGUUCACGCUCCAAAAGAAGUUUAAAGCACUAUUCCAAGACAAAUUAGAAGUACUCAGGACAUAUCAACAACAAGAAAACAUGAAGUUUAUGGCUCAUUUCAAAAGGAAGUUUAUUAUAAAGCAGGGAAAGAGAAACAAGAAGAUCGAUAAGAAAGACGUUGAAUUUUAUCAUUUGAGAUCAAAUGGAAGUGCCUUAUAUACGAGAUUAGUACAAAUAAAACCAGAUGCUACUUUGCUCAACUCCGCCUUCUGUUACAUUCUUAAUGUUCCAUUUGAGCAAGACGACGACUCAGGCAUCGUUUACGUCUGGAUAGGAUCUAAAAGCGACCCAGACGAGGCUAGAAUCGUUCAAGAAAUCGCAGAGGAAAUGUUCAAUAGUCCGUGGGUGACGCUGCAAGUUUUAACCGAAGGCGAAGAACCUGAUAACUUCUUCUGGUUGGGUCUCGGCGGGAAGAAGCCGUACGAACAAGAUGCGGAAUUUAUGGAAUACACGAGGCUGUUUAGAUGUUCGAACGAAAAAGGAUAUUUCAUUGUUUCGGAGAAGUGUUCAGACUUUUGUCAGGAUGAUUUAGCAGAUGAUGACAUAAUGAUCCUCGACAACGGCGAACAAAUAUUUUUAUGGUUAGGGGCCAAGUGUAGCGAAGUGGAAAUAAAAUUAGCCUUAAAAUCUGCACAGGUGUAUAUUCAGCACACGCGCGCAAAGCAACCUGAAAGGCCAGAAAAUUAUUUUUGACGCUCAAGAACAAGGAAUCGAGAAGAUUUACCAAGUGCUUCCAUGGUUGGGGUCUCCAUAAAAAACCCCUCGAGUAAUUUUACUUCUUAGUCAUUAUUAUUUAUAUUUACAUGUAUUAUAUUUAUAUAUAGGAAAGGAAAAUGUGCACUAUGAGUGGAGAUAAUCCAUCUCCCUAUCUUUAUGUGGUAAGAAAUAAGAUUCAUGUUUGAUUUUCUUAGAAAAAAAAAAACAAAAUAGCAUAUACAGUGCUUUUCAGAUAAAACUAUCCACC
Diabrotica balteata is the source of this 4031-nucleotide messenger RNA. Lineage: Eukaryota; Metazoa; Arthropoda; Insecta; Coleoptera; Chrysomelidae. The record is from the annotation of a GenBank genome assembly.